Messenger RNA from Apis florea (little honeybee), 5093 nucleotides. Its product is annotated as cilia- and flagella-associated protein 43-like. The record is from RefSeq and is a predicted model, not a curated record. Gene Ontology annotation, cellular component: axoneme. Gene Ontology annotation, molecular function: protein binding. NCBI's taxonomy places the organism in Eukaryota, Metazoa, Arthropoda, Insecta, Hymenoptera, Apidae. Gene Ontology annotation, biological process: cilium assembly.
UUUUCAUAAUUUUCAAAUUCAACUGUUUCCAAAUAUAAAUGAAAAGUUAACCAAACUUGCAACAUUUCGAGGUUAUCCAAAUUUCUCGAGGAAUGACGAUAAGUCACGACAAUUGGAAACCCGCGUGGGCACGCGGCAGUAAAUUCGAGGAUAUCAUUUGGAUAGGGAAUGACGUUCUGGCUUGGUGUUCCGGUGUACACAUCGUGUUCUACGACAUCGGGCAGAGGAAGAAGAGUAUCCUUUGGUGCUGGUCCCACGACGUAGGGGAGGGAGUUCGAUGCCUCUCCUCGCACACCAAGUAUCCCGUGUUCGCGUUCGCCGAGAAAACGUCCCAGCCAAAAGUCAUGGUAUACACUUACCCGUCGUUGAUCAAAAUAUCCGAGUGUGUGAACGGGUUCACGAAUCAUUGUCUGACCACCGGAUUCACCGCCACCGAUUACUUGGUCUCGAUCGGCUCCUAUCCGUACUUUAGAUUGAGCGUGUGGAAUUGGAGGACAGGGCAGAAGAUCGCCGCCGUGCAAACCCAUAUACACGACGAGAUUGGCCAGAUCAUAAGGAUCAAUCUGAUCGGGCCUCUCCUCGUUGCCCAAGUGGGGAAAACCUGCGGGGAGGCGUACGUUUGGGAUCUGAUCGUUACCAAGGAAGCCGCUAUUUUGAAAGAGUACGAGUUAAAGCUUCCGAAACACGAGCGAAUCCUGGGCGCGGAUUGGUCCUCGACGUCCACGGAGCCGUUGCUGGCGCUCGUCGACCAAGAAGGCCACAUCUAUCUGAGCAAUUACGACGGGAGUGACAUCUAUCGGAUCAUGGUCGGGCAACGUUGCAACAUUUGUAUAGAGAAGGAUCUGCCUAUAAUCAAGUGGUUCCAGGACGGCCUCAUAUUGCGUACGCCCUACUGUCAGAUAACGUUCUACAAGAAAUUCGCCAGGCUGAACGUGUGGAAGAAGAUGUGGUACGUGAAGACGGAGAGGAAGCCGUAUCUCCUGGUCACGAAUCCGUUUCAGGAUCGCCGAUUUUUCUAUUACACGUACGAGGGGGAAUUGAUAAAGGUGGACAUCACGGAGGAGGACAACAAGCCUGUUGUCUCCAGAUGCUUCGACAACGGAGGUUUGUACCGUUUCGUCGACUUCGUCUAUCCGUGGUGCCAUCAUUUGUUCGCCAUUUGCGACGCGAACAAGGAAUACGUCAUCCUCGAGUGCUACGAGGGGACGCUGAUCUCGAACAUGAUACCGGACGUGGACGACGAGAUACUCUGCCAGACAUCCCACCCCGAACUCCCGUUGAUCGUUUUGGCCACAAAUCGCGGCGAAUUGCACUGCGUCUCCAUCAUCGACCCGGCCAACCCUAAGAUCGUGGCGCGACUCAGGCUCCAACGUACGCCCUUGGACUUCGUCAAGUUCUCCUUGUCCGGAAAGUCUCUGAUCGCAGCCGAGAAAAAGACGGGCAACUGUUACUACGUGAACAUGCAACGGGGGAACAUGUACGACGUGCAAACGUUGAUCAGAGUCGGCCACCCGAUCUCCGACGUUCUGAUAUUCGAAGGGUACAAGAAGCUGCGUAUCCUCGUGUUAUACACGAUCGUGAGGAACGUGGGCCACAGCCUGUUCCUAUACGAGAUCGUGGAGAAUCAAAAUCUGAUCGUCGAGCCGAUCGUCGAGCUGCUUUUGCCCGGCGUGUAUCGGAAUCUCUACCACCUGCCCGGCAACCCGAUGAUCCUCGUCGGGACACCGUACAUGACGCGCCAACUUCGAGUGCAGAAGGUGCAGGAUUUCAAGAACAUCACGUUCGAGGACGGCCUGAUGACAGGCCAUUUCGUGAAACUUGCCAAUUUGUUCGUGGACCGUUGGUGGAUCGUCACCACGGCCGUCGACGGGAUAGUUCACGUGAGGGACAAGACGGUUAGGCGGGAGAUGGCGUGUAUCAAGACCCAUCACAGGGAGGAAUUGGGCACGAAGAAGGCGAUGGCCAACAAACAGGGGGAUCUGAUCAUUGCUCUCGGCUACAACGGCUCGUUGGUAGCCACCAAGUUUUCCACCAAGAAGGACCUGCAAGGAUCGCGUUCCCCCAAGGAGAAACACACGAGCAAAGUGGAGCACAAUCUGUACGAGAGGAUGAGGAAGAAGAUCGAGGUCGACUACGCGAGCCUCGAGCCGACUAUUCACAAUAUUUUGGCGGGCCCGUUGCACGAAUUCCCUGACCCCGAGAAGGAGGGGGACAAGACGUGGACGGAGUGGAGGGACGAGAUGAAGCUGAGGGAGGAGGAGGAGGCGAGCAGGGAGCAGAAGACGGCCCUGUUGAACGAUUUCGAGAAGCUUCGGGAGAAGGUGAGGAAGUUGCUGGACGAGAACGAGGCCAGCACCGAGAUAGAGAAGCUGCCCAUAGCCGCGUUCGACUUGGACAUCAAGGGCAGGGAUCACAAGCUGAAGGUGGGCCGCGACAUUUGCGAGAACCUGCGCCUCGAGUUCGAGCACAACAUAAACGAGACGAAGCGGGUUUCCAAGUGGAUACGAAAGAACUUUUGGGACCCACAGAAGAUAGUCGCCAAGAGUUUGUACGCGAUAUUGGACGAGAUGGAGGUGGUGAAUUAUCCAUCGGUGGCCGAGGACCCGAACGACGCCCUCUUCAUCAAGUACAUACACUUUCACAAGAAGACAGCGUACAGCGUUCUGGAGAACGAUUGGUUCGAGCCUUGGAAAAUUUACACGGAGCAGGAGUUGCAGGUGGAGGCGAGCAGGAAGCACAAUAUAUAUCGGGAGGAGGACAAGAGGAUCGAUCUGUUGAUGAACGAAUGGGAGUUGGAGGACAAGGAGGAGGAGUUGAAGAAGUUUAAGAACGAGGUAGAAGAGCGGAAAGCGGUGAACGGAACAACGACCCACCGAUUCGUCGAGUCGUCCCCUUAUUAUCCCCAAUUCGGCUACUACGGAUUCGCCCAAACGAAGAUAAACAAUCGUUUCUUCAUACACGAUUGCGCCAAGCUUCGAGACUUUUUCAACAUAAAGUUCAACGAGGUAUACGCGUUGAAGGAGAGAGAGAUGAACGUGAUACGCGACAGGAUCGAGAGGAUACGUUACAUCGACUCGGAGUUGAAGAUCAUGUUCAACAAACACGUGCCCCACGUCCCCAGCGAUCCUGUCUGGCACUGGCAGGAGAGGCCGGAGAGCAUCAUCACGGUGAGGAUGGACGAGAUAAAGGCGAAGCCGUACAUCUCCCCGUCCCACAUGGAAAUGUUGAUGAAGCAAGCCGCCGAGGAGGAGCGGAUAAGAAAAUUGUUGCUGGCCGACGACUUUCGGGAGCGAGCCCUGAUGGCGAUGAUGGACGGCGUGCUGGAGGUUCGAUGGGAGGACAUAAUCAAGAUAGACGUACCGAAGCCUCCAUGCAUGCUGGCCAAGAAGCCCGAGGACUACACGUCCGAGGAUAUAUUGGCGGUGAAACAGUACGAGAAGGACGUGCAGUUCCUGAAUGAGGAGCGGGAACGGUAUCACAGGAUGCUGGACGCCGAGUAUUCGAAGGUUAUGGAGCAGUUGAGGGAUGGGAUAGACAGGUUCAACGGGAAAUUGAACGAUCUUUUUCACAUGAAAAUAAACAUCGAGGCAGCGAUCAACCAGUUGAACCUGAGGUACAUGCGGGGCCUGCUCCUGAUCCAUCGUCGUAUAAUCACGUUCGAGGAGGAGACCACGCUGAAGGAGAGGAUCGCGAGGAAGGAGGAUUACGGGAGCGAGAUGGUCGAGCACUUGAAGAUAUUUCGCACGGUUCACCAAAAGGUCACGGACAAGUACACGUCCCUGGUGAACAAGGAGAAGGGGUUCGCGAAGAGGUUCAAGGCCGAGUUCUACCACAUGCACAAGGUGCAGCUGGAGAUCCUGGAGCGGCAGUGCAAUCGGAGGCCGAGGGUGAACCUGAGGAACCUGGACGCGUCCGACUUGUACGAGUUGGCCGAGGACGUGUUGGGGAAGAUGCCCAGCCCGCCCUACCUGCCCCCCGAGUGCAAGGAUUACCUGAGGAUAUUGCACAACUUCGACGCGAGGCCGGUCACAGUGCCGGCAAGCGUAGACGCGGCGAAUUGGGACAACUUGGUGAAGCUUCGACGGGCCAAGAUCAAUUUGGAGCUGAUGAUAAAGGGGGCGCAGACCGAGCUGAUGGACGUGGAGGCGGUGCUGUUCGGUUUCGAGCAGAAGAUGGAGAGGUGCAAGGCCGACGUGGAGGACAUGAGGAAGGAUCUGGUGGAGAAGAGGACCAGGCAGAUGAUGGAGGACCUCGACGUGGAGGUGCAGCUGGUGUUGAAGAUGGGCCAGGUGGAGAUCGACCUCGAGGGGGAACUGACCGACUCGAAGCACGCGGUCCUCGUCUCGAAGGCGACCAUCGACACGGCCAACUCGUACAUCCGGGCAGCGGGCGAGUGCAAGCUCAAGGCUUUGAACGAUCUGUUGAGCUUUCAGAGAGGCACGCUGUUGAAGCAGUGGCAGCACAUGUGCCGGAAGAAGAACCUGGAGGAUCUGAGGGAGGAUCUCCGGUUCACGGAGUCGACCACGGUCACGAAGGAGAUGCAAGGGUAUCUGAAGCGGAAGGCGAAGGGUCUGCCUGACGACAAGACGCCCCAGCAGCUGGACGACGACAUAGAGGCGGUGAAACGGAAAUUCCAGAAGGCGUUGGACGAGGAGAGGGCGCGGCUCGAGGCUGUGGAGAAGGAGAUCGCCUCCCUGAAGGUGAGGAACGAGCAGCUCGACAGGCAGGUACUGGAGAUGAACAUGGCCAGGUGCGACAUGGAGUUGAAGCGCGACAUUGCCGGCGAGGAGAGGCAGAAGGAUCACCUCGAGAGGAAGGUGAAGAUGGUGAUGCACCGCUCCACGCUGAUCAAGAAGCUGCAGGACAAUUACGCGGAGCUCGUCGAGCUGCAGACCGAGCACGAGCUGCUCAGGCUCAAGCGAUACCCGACCUUCCAUUUCAGGAUGCUCGACGAGGAGGAGAACGAGGAGGCGCGGAGGAACGUUCGAACGAAUCUUGCUAAGCUUGCUUUCGUUGCGAUUCGGCGUUUUUUGGGUUUUGGAUGGGUUGGAUGGGUGCUCUUGGACAGGUGGUCCAAGAUCUCGAAUCGAUAA